Molecule: messenger RNA, 3147 nt
Organism: Megalobrama amblycephala (Wuchang bream)
Lineage: Eukaryota; Metazoa; Chordata; Actinopteri; Cypriniformes; Xenocyprididae
Gene: dennd1c
Product: DENN domain containing 1C
Exons: 23
Coding region: 184-2736 (850 amino acids)
Biological process (GO): endocytosis; endocytic recycling
Cellular component (GO): cytosol; intracellular membrane-bounded organelle
Molecular function (GO): guanyl-nucleotide exchange factor activity; phosphatidylinositol phosphate binding
Source: RefSeq, a predicted model, not a curated record
CACACAGACACAGAUCAGGAAGUGCUGUCUUAAGUUGUGUGCUAGUCGGCGGAAUUGGCUGUUUGAUGUGAGGAUGUGUGUGUGCAGAAGUGUGUGUGUCGAAGCAUGUUAAUAAAGGAUCUAAUGACUUUGGUCUGCUGACGCUUGAACACCCCCGAAUGGGCCCCAACAUACAAGUGCAUCAUGGGCUCCAGGAUAAAAGAAAACCCUGAUAAAACCUUCUACUGGUUCUUUCAAGCCUCAUGUCCAAUCGCCAGAGAUAAAGAUCCUGGUGUGCUGUUUCAGUUCCCCGAAGACUUUAAUGAUGAGGAGUCCCUGCAGUCCUUGCCUCGCUUCUGCUUCCCUUAUGACAUAGAGAGGGCGAAGGACACUGUUGCCGUGCAGCACUUCACAUUCGUCUUGACCGAUCUGGAGGGAUGUCAGCGCUUCGGUUUCUGCAGACUCACGUCCAGCUCUCAGACCUGCUUGUGCAUACUCAGUUAUUUGCCAUGGUUUGAAGUCUUCUAUAAACUUCUGAAUAAUUUAGCGGACUACGCAACGAAAGGGCAGACGAAUGAGAUGAAAGAGCUGCUCUCUGUUCUCUACAAGCACCCCGUCCCUCCGGCGAACGGCUCCAUCACGCUGCAGAUGGGAGGAAAGCUAAUGAUCCGAACUGAGAUGCCUGGCAUCUUUGGACACGCCCCUAAAGGGGAGGAGUCAACAGGGAUCCCGUACUUUAUCGCGCCAGAUCCCAAGGCCUUGCCCUCUAUUCCAGAGAGUAGGAACCUGACAGAGCUGGUGGUGGCCGUGGACGUGGGGAACCUGCUGCAGCUCUACGCCAGCAUGUUGUUCGAGAGGCGGAUCCUCAUUUACUGCAGCAAACUCAGCACGCUCACGGCCUGCGUACACGCGUGUAACGGGAUGCUCUUCCCCAUGUACUGGCAGCACAUCUUCAUUCCAGUGCUGCCACCUCAUCUGCUGGACUACUGCUGCGCGCCAAUGCCGUACCUCAUUGGAGUCCACUCCAGCCUGGCGGAGAGAGUCAAGAGUCGAGCUCUGGAGGACGUGGUCAUACUAAACGUUGACACCAACACAUUGGAGUCGCCCUACGAGGACCUGAAAAAGAUCCCGGCCGACGUGGUGGCGGGACUGAAGGUCAGGCUGAAAAGACAGGCGGCAUCGGCCGGGUCAGGGGUCGCUCACGCUUUCCUCCGAGCGCAGGCUCUGCUGUUUGGAGGAUACAGAGAUGCCUUGCAGUCGCCUGCUGAAGGGCCGGUUAUGUUCUGUAACGAGUUGUUUCUGAGUCAUAAGUCUCAAAGCAUGCGGGAGUUUUUGGAAAGCGCGGUUCACCUGCAGUGUUUCAAAGAGUUUAUUGACGGCCGGCUGGAAAUGCUGAACCAGGGCAAAGAGCCAGAUGAUGCGUUUGAGGAAGAGGUGCUGCAGUGCGGAGCUUCAUCAGGUGGCUCUAAACUGUGUCGGCAAUGGGUGGGAAAUUUAAAGAAAGGGGGAGGAGCCCUGAUCGUGACAUGGAAGUCUACAGCUAACAAAGCAACCAAAUAUCACAGCAAAUUUGGGCUGAAAAACCUCCUGUCAUCAAAGGAUCAGACAGAAUCUCACAUGCUACAGCGGGGCGGGUCUGUAUGUGGGACGCACACGUAUCGCCUCAUCCAAUCAGAUUGCCUUCAGAACCGUCUACCAAUCACACAGCACUUUGGCAGGUCUCGACCACGGCGGCCGGCACGCAAACACCCCAGCCAUCCGGACACGGAGCAACAGACACAGGAUGACAACAACACCUAUGAGGACAGUGUAACAGAAAGCCCUGAGCAGUGUUCUGGCACCAGCGACAUACAGGAAGACGAAGAUCUUUCUCUCUUGGCUGACCCGGAGGAGAUGGACCUGCUCGGGGAGAUCUUCGACACCCUGAGCGCUCAGAGCUCCAGAGAGCCGGGCUUACUGUACGGGACACGCAGCCUCGACCUCUUCAGCUCCGACAGCACCGACUUCAUCUCACAUAAGGGUUUCGCCAACCCGAGUCAGGAGAGUCUGAGUCAAUCUUUUGGAAACAGCGGAAGUCUUAUGAGCUGGGAGGAGGAGCUAGAGGAGGGGCCUGGUGGUGAGAGGGAGGAGUCUGAUGCCCUGAUUGACAGGCCAGAAAAUGAGCUUAAUGAAUUAGAGAAAGACUUGAAUGAGUUAGGGGAAAGUCUGUGUUCGGAUCUACAAAGUUUAGAAGAUGCUUCUCUGGUUCCCGAAGUAGUUUCUCAAGAGGUGCAAGAGGAUCAAUGGUCGAAAAAAGAUGGACAAAUGAAUGGAACAAUGGAGGAAAGCUUGGAUACAGAGACGAUAGUUGAAGAGAGGACAGAGACGCAACCUGACAAAGAAGAAGAACAUCAGAAAGAGCACAAGACCACCAUUGACUUGGGGUCAAAUGGACCUGCAAAUGGAGGAAUCGCCUCCGCUGUCACCCUCAAUGUAGAGAUAGAGGAGCCAAAGGAGAAAAGUGCUGAACCUCUGUCUCCGAAAGUCUCAUCUACCGUAGCUCUGUUCAAGUCCAGGUCCUUUACUGACUCGUCUGGUUCCCAAGGAAAGGAAAACCCCGUGAAAAGUCCCAUCAGAACCUUCAAAAUCAAUGUGGGGUCAAAAACAGGUGUGCAGAUUGAAGAACAAAGUACGAAAUCGCCCGUUACAUCAACUCCAGAAGAGCAAGACCAGGCUCCUAUUAAGGUCUCCGAGCUGAAGAAGAGAUUCGAACAUUAGAGAAUCAUAAAUCAAGCAUAUUGGAGCAAAAUUAUACUUAAAAUGACUUUUUCUCAGAUUGUCGAGAUUUCAAGUCAACAUGAAACGACACUUUUCGAUUUUUGUAAAGCAACUGAGUCAAACAAGAUAAAACUGAUUUUAUCCACUGGGUUUGGAUUGGAUUGUGAAAAGUUGGCAUUCUAUACUAGACUUUGGGGUUGUGGAAGGACACUCACCUCAUGAUAUGCCGCAUGUACCUGUUGGUUGAAACUUGAGCGUCGAAAUCAGUCAAUACAUUUUUCGUUCACAAUAAGACCAGAAACAUGCAUUAAACUGGAUCCAUUUUGAUUUUUAAAUGUCAACUUUAAAAAAGUAAACUGUCAUCAAAGCCAAUUCUGACAAAUAAAGCAAGUCCAACCCCUUUUACCUAAA